ACCCGUAGCACGUCACACACAUGCGCAGUGCGCGUUUCGAACCUGUCUGUCGCGUGUGGAUGUUUUUAGCAGAACACGCGUGUAUUUGCCGACUACGAUUCUCUGCUUCAAACUUUGGUCGUGUGCUGUUUUAACACAAAAUAUGGCAAAGAUAACCGUUACAAGACGUACAACAAGACAAAGAAAAGUUGUUAAAGAAAAGGAGGACGGCGUUGACACUGGAGACCAGACUGAGUGCUUGAGUGAACCAGUGCUUGGGACAGAGGAAAACAGCCCCAGCAAGAGCUCUGAAGCAGAGAUAAAACAGAUGGAGGGGGACCAGGAUGAACAAGAUGCUCAGAUGACCUCUAGCAUAGAAGUAAAAGGAAACACCCCAACGGUAACUGUAACCUGGAAGAAGAAGAAGAGUGAGGAAGGAGGGGGUAACCAUGUUGGAAAAGAAACCAAUGGAAGUGGACAGAUGGCUGUGGGGAAUAAGAAAAGAAAGACCAAGCGUGCUGUUGAGACAUCCCCACCAAAGAAAACAAAGCUCAUCAAUGAUGGUUUUUGUCUAUUUGUCGGCAACCUGAACAACUCUAAAAAAUUUGACGAACUCAAAAAUUCCCUUGCAAAUUACUUGAUGACACAGAGUCUCCUGUUUCAAGACAUCAGAUUAGACCAGUCCAAAAAUCAUGCAUUUGUAGACUUGGCUUCAGAAAUGGACCUGACCAAAGCCUUGACGUUAAAUGGAGAGACUUUCCUUGAUAAGCGGUUGACUGUCUCCAAAGCAAAGGUACAAAGUGAAGACGAAGUGAAGGUGAAAACUCCACCACUCAACAAAAAAGCUGAAAAAGAUGCCAGGUGUUUGUUUGUGAAGAACCUGCCGUAUACCGCAACAAAGGAAGACAUUAAGGAACACUUCCCCAAGGCCAUCGCCAUCCGCUUUCCCGGUGGAGCAGAAAGCCCAAGCCAUGGAAUUGCUUUUUUGGAGUUUCAAAAUAAGGCCAUUGCUCAGGAUGUACUGCAGGGAAAACAAGGCGCUGAAAUGGAAGGCCGGAUUUUGAUUGUGGACUGCGUAGGGGAAAGAAAUGUGCCUAAAGCUGAUGAGGCUGACAAGAAGAACAGACAAGCUGAAAUUUCUCCAAAUAACACCUUGUUUGUGAGCAAGUUGUCCUCCGUCGUAAAAAAACAGAACCUCAAGAAGCUCUUUCAGAAAGCUGUUAAAAUCAACAUCCCUGAGAAAAAUGGCAAACCAAGAGGAUUUGCGUUUGUUGAGUUUGCCACUGUGGAAGAUGCUGAGCAGGCCUUGAAGUCAUCCCAAAACAUUAAACUCUGCAAAAAAGCAAUCAGAGUACAGUUCUGUGAAACAAGAGCCAAGCCAGAGGAAGCAAAAGUCCCAUCGAAAACACUGAUUGUAGUGGGCCUCACCGACAAGACGACUGGAGAGACACUUAAAAAUGCAUUUGAAGGAGCUCUUGACGCAAGAGUCGUUGUAGAUAAAGAGACGGGACUUUCAAAGAGGUUUGGAUUUGUGGAAUUUGAAAGUGAAGAAAUUUGCACAGCUGCCAAAGAAGCCAUGGAAGAUUGUGUGAUAGAUGGCAACAAAGUUACCCUGGAUUAUGCAAAAUCCAAGGGCGAAAAGGGUCCCCAAGGGGCCAGAGGAGGCUUGGCAGGGUGUCCCAGCAGACGGUCCGCAGGUCCAGGGGCUGGCAGAGGAGGAAAAAGACGUGGAGCUGCCACAUCGCAGGAUGCUGCUAAAAAAGUGAAGCGUAACAACUAAUGUGGAACAACCUCUAUGACUGUUUAUGUAACCUGAAGGCUGUAUGUGCUCUCAUGUUGUCUUAUUGCAGUUUAACUACAAUAAUACUUGUACAGUGUUGUCAGUCUUUGUACAUUUGGCAUCUUGCAAUUUUAGCUGUCUAAUUUUAUACCUAAUUAUAGUCGAUGAAAAACGACCCUGGAUUAUUUUCCUCACUGCAGUUUGUCAUUUUUAAAAAAAUAAAAAUAAAACCCAAACCA
Messenger RNA from Mugil cephalus (flathead mullet), 1998 nucleotides. Its product is annotated as nucleolin-like. NCBI's taxonomy places the organism in Eukaryota, Metazoa, Chordata, Actinopteri, Mugiliformes, Mugilidae. The coding region runs from base 143 to 1759 and encodes 538 amino acids. The transcript has 14 exons. Gene Ontology annotation, molecular function: RNA binding. The record is from RefSeq and is a predicted model, not a curated record.